AAUUCAUAAUGGGUCAACCAAACAGUGACGCCGGUGGUGGAGAAGGGAUCAGAAGAAAAUCUUGUGGUUGUUCGAAGCAAGAUUUUCUACCAGAGGAGUCGUUUAAGAGUUGGGGAAAUUACACCAAAGCGUUGAAGGCGACGCCGGCCCGGCUCUUGGAUCGGCUCACGGCCAGGUCCGGGGAGCACAUUGAGCUCGUCGAGAUGAAGGCUCGCAACCAGCACGAGAUGAAGAAGAGCCUCACAUGGUGGGACCUUAUGUGGUUCGGUAUCGGCGCUGUCAUCGGCACCGGAAUAUUCGUCCUCACCGGUCUUGAGACUAAGAAACACGCCGGCCCAGCUGUCGUCUUGUCUCAUGUUGCCUCCGACGUCUUCGCCAUGCUUUCAGUCUUCUGUUACACUGAAUUUGCCGUGGAGAUCCCAACAGCUGUGGAUCAUUCGCCUACCUAAGGGUAGAACUAGGAGACUUCGUGGCAUUCAUCGCAGCGGGCAACAUCCUCCUAGAAUAUAUAAUUGGCAGCGCUGUUGUGGCCCGUUCAUGAACUUCAUACUUUGCCAUUUUGUGCAAUCACCAACCGAAUGAUUUUCGCAUCCACGUUUCGUCUUUUCCCGAUUCCUACAACCAGCACGACCCCAUCGCCAUCAUUGUGAUCAUCGUCAUUUGCACCUUGGUUGUGGU
Cucurbita moschata (crookneck pumpkin) is the source of this 678-nucleotide messenger RNA. RefSeq names its product cationic amino acid transporter 1-like. Gene Ontology annotation, cellular component: plasma membrane. Gene Ontology annotation, molecular function: L-lysine transmembrane transporter activity; L-glutamate transmembrane transporter activity. Gene Ontology annotation, biological process: amino acid transport. The transcript has 2 exons. NCBI's taxonomy places the organism in Eukaryota, Viridiplantae, Streptophyta, Magnoliopsida, Cucurbitales, Cucurbitaceae. Bases 9 to 449 code for a protein of 146 amino acids. The record is from RefSeq and is a predicted model, not a curated record.